Echinops telfairi (small Madagascar hedgehog) is the source of this 1888-nucleotide messenger RNA. It is a transcript of the gene TRIM71, whose product is annotated as tripartite motif containing 71. NCBI's taxonomy places the organism in Eukaryota, Metazoa, Chordata, Mammalia, Afrosoricida, Tenrecidae. Bases 1 to 1800 code for a protein of 599 amino acids. The transcript is spliced from 4 exons. Gene Ontology annotation, biological process: protein polyubiquitination; proteasome-mediated ubiquitin-dependent protein catabolic process. The record is from RefSeq and is a predicted model, not a curated record. Gene Ontology annotation, molecular function: ubiquitin protein ligase activity; protein binding; zinc ion binding.
AUGCCUUUGCUCAUCUCCUCCCUCUCCGCCAAAAAGGGGGUGGUGGUGCUGCACCUGUACUGCGACACUUGCUCAGUGCCCAUCUGUCGGGAGUGCACCAUGGGUCGCCACGGAGGCCACAGCUUCAUCUACCUCCAGGAGGCGCUGCAGGACUCUCGAGCGAUCACCAUCCAGCUGCUGGCUGAUGCCCAGCAGGGCCGCCAGGCAAUCCAGCUGAGCAUCGAGCAGGCCCAGGCCGUGGCAGAACAGGUGGAGAUAAAGGCCAAGGUGGUGCAGUCGGAGGUCAAAGCCGUGACGGCGAGGCACAAGAAGGCUCUGGAGGAGCGGGAGUGCGAGCUGCUGUGGAAGGUAGAGAAGAUCCGCCAGGUGAAAGCCAAGUCUCUGUACCUGCAGGUGGAGAAGCUGCGGCAGAACCUCAACAAGCUGGAGAGUACUAUCAGUGCGGUCCAGCAGGUCCUGGAGGAGGGCCGGGCGCUGGACAUCCUGCUGGCCCGAGACCGCAUGCUGGCCCAGGUGCAGGAGCUGAAGACAGUGCGGAGUUUCCUGCAGCCCCAGGAAGACGACCGCGUCAUGUUCACGCCCCCUGACCAGGCCCUCUACCUCGCCAUCAAGUCCUUUGGCUUUGUCAGCAGUGGGGCUUUUGCACCGCUCACCAAGGCCACAGGGGAGGGCCUCAAGCGGGCCCUCCAGGGUAAGGUGGCCUCCUUCACGGUCAUCGGCUACGACCACGACGGGGAGCCCCGUCUCUCUGGGGGUGACCUGAUGUCCGCUGUGGUCCUGGGCCCCGAUGGCAAUCUUUUCGGGGCAGAGGUGAGCGAUCAGCAGAAUGGGACAUACGUGGUGAGCUACCGGCCCCAGCUGGAGGGGGAGCACCUGGUGUCCGUCACCAUGUGCAACCAGCACAUCGAAAACAGCCCCUUCAAGGUGGUGGUCAAGUCAGGCCGCAGCUACGUGGGCAUUGGGCUUCCGGGCCUGAGUUUCGGCAGCGAGGGCGACAGCGAUGGCAAGCUCUGCCGCCCAUGGGGUGUGAGUGUGGACAAGGAGGGCUACAUCGUCGUCGCUGACCGCAGCAACAACCGCAUCCAGGUAUUCAAGCCCUGUGGUGCCUUCCACCACAAGUUUGGUGCCCUGGGCUCACGGCCCGGGCAGUUUGACCGGCCGGCUGGGGUGGCCUGUGACGCCUCACGUAGGAUCGUGGUGGCCGACAAGGACAAUCAUCGCAUCCAGAUCUUCACCUUCGAGGGUCAGUUCCUCCUCAAGUUCGGUGAGAAAGGAACCAAGAACGGGCAGUUCAACUACCCUUGGGAUGUGGCGGUGAACUCCGAGGGCAAGAUCCUGGUCUCAGACACUCGGAACCACCGGAUCCAGCUGUUCGCGCCUGACGGCGUUUUCCUGAAUAAAUAUGGCUUCGAGGGGGCUCUCUGGAAGCACUUUGACUCCCCCCGAGGGGUGGCCUUCAACCACGAGGGCCACUUGGUGGUCACUGACUUCAACAACCAUCGCCUCCUUGUCAUCCACCCCGACUGCCAGUCUGCACGCUUCCUGGGCUCGGAGGGGACGGGCAAUGGGCAGUUCCUGCGCCCGCAGGGCGUGGCUGUAGACCAGGAAGGGCGCAUCGUCGUGGCCGACUCCAGGAACCACCGCGUGCAGAUGUUCGAGUCCAACGGCAGCUUCCUGUGCAAGUUUGGCGCCCAGGGCAGUGGCUUCGGGCAGAUGGACCGCCCCUCCGGCAUCGCCGUCACCCCUGACGGGAUGAUCGUCGUGGUGGACUUCGGCAACAAUCGGAUCCUCGUCUUCUAAUCUUGUUUGCUAGGCUUCUCUGGGGUGGUGUGUGUGUGGAUGCGCCCGCGUGUGUCUGUCCGUCUCGCGCUCUCUCUCUCUCUGGCUU